Messenger RNA from Manacus vitellinus (golden-collared manakin), 3175 nucleotides. It is a transcript of the gene ACAD10, whose product is annotated as acyl-CoA dehydrogenase family member 10. NCBI's taxonomy places the organism in Eukaryota, Metazoa, Chordata, Aves, Passeriformes, Pipridae. The record is from RefSeq and is a predicted model, not a curated record.
AAUUCUACCUGAUGUCCAAUCUGGACCUCCUCUGGCACAGCUUGAGGCGGCUUCCUUUUGUCCUGUUCCCUGGGAGCCCCACCUGCUCCAAUUGCUAAUUAGCAAUUAGUGUGCGUGAUUAAUGAAUACCUCAGUGGCUGCCCAGGGUGGAGUCCCCAAGUCCCCAUCCCUGGGAGUGUCCAAAACACGAGUGCAGGUGGCAAUUUGCCAUAUGGAUUAGUGGGACUGGUGGGGUUUGGUCAGAGAUUGGACUUACUUUGGAUGUCUCUUCCAGUCCUAAAGAUUCCAUGAAUAAACAUUCACCCCUCUAAUUGUCUAUUUGUGCCCUGUUCUCUCUCCUCUGACCAGGCCAGCUCUGAGUUUCCCUGGAGCCCCUUGUGUCUCAGGAUGUUCCUGAGGAGCUCUGCCCAUGCCCUGCUCCGUGUCGGGAUCCAGCAGCUCCCGCGGGGGCUGAUCCGGUGCCACGGGUCCAGGUGGAGCCAUUACAGGGCCGUGAUCUUUGAGGAGAGCGGGGUCCUGCUCCCAGACCCCCACAGCACAGCCACAGACUGGGAGGCCCAGAAUUGUAUUCCAGCUGGCACCAUCCAGCAAGCCCUGCUGUCUGGAGGGGAGAACAGUCCCUCCCGGAGGUAUUCCAGAGGAGAGCUGACAGCUGUGGAGUUCCUGCAGGAAUUGGGACAGCAGUGCUUUGAGAUUGCAGAUGUCCGUGUUCCAGUCGACUCUUUUCUCUGGGACUUAAUCCGGGCUGAGAUGAUAAAACAGCUCCCCACAAUGGCAGAAGCAGCUCAGUGUGUCCGAGCAGAAGGGCUUAAGACAGCUCUGCUCAGCAACAGCUCAUCCCUGGGGAAGGGAGGGAGGUUCCUGGCCCUGGAUCGACGGCACUUCGACGUGGUGGUUGAAUCCCAUCAGGAAGGAAUUCACUGGCCAGAUCCCGGGAUUUACAGGCUGUGCCUGGAGCGCUUGGGUGUCCAGCCCCAGGAAUCCAUUGUCCUCGACAGCAGCAGCCACAACCUGGAGGCAGCAGCCCAGCUUGGCAUGAAAACAGUGAAGGUCGAUGAUCCGGAGGCAGCACUCAAAGAGCUGGAAACCCAUCUGGGAUUUCCUCUGCGAGGGUUUGUCCCCUAUACUCGCUCAGUGGGACCAGGCAUGGAAAUCCCAAAGGAUCAACUGCAAAAGUACCUUGAAAAUGUUCUGGGUGCCCACCCAACAGGCCCUCUGGAGUUACGGCAGUUUGACCACGGAGAGUCCGCCCGGAGCUUUUUGGUCAAGUUUGGGGAUCGUUUGCUGGUGCUGAAGAAGGAGAAGGAGCCUCCUGACAGCCCCAGUCCCUCAAGCUCUGCUGUCCCAAGGGAAUACAGGCUCCUGAAGGCUCUCUCUGAGGCUGGUGUUCCUGUUCCCACUGUACUUGCUCUCUGCGAGGACAGCAGCACCCUUGGCUCACCUUUCUACGUGAUGGAGCUCUGCCCUGGCCGUGUCCACCGCAACGUGUCCCUGCCGGCGCUGCCGCCCCACCAGCGCCAGGCCCGGUACCGCGCCAUGAGCCACGUCCUUGCCAGGAUCCACGGCGUGGAUCUCAGGGCAGCCGGGCUGCAGGACCUCGGGGAGCACGGUAAUUACAUUCAGCGGCAAGUUGAGACCUGGACAAAGCAGUACCGAGCUGUGGAAACUCACAUUAUCCCAGCGAUGGAGAGACUCAUCCAGUGGCUGCCUCUGCAUUUUCCAGAGUCUCAGAAGACGACACUGGUACAUGGUGAUUUCAGGAUGGACCACCUGGUCUUUCAUCCAGACAGGCCAGAAGUCCUUGCUGUCCUUGGCUGGAAGUUUGCAGCUCUAGGAGAUCCCUUCUCUGAUUUGGCGAAUAGCUGCAUGGCCUAUUUCCUGCCACCUCACUUUAGUGCUCGGAGAGGCUUGAGGAAGUGUGAUUUGAGGCAGCUGGGAGUUCCCACGGCAGAGGAGUAUUCCCAGAUGUACUGCGGCCACAUGGGAGUGGAGCUCCCGGAGAACUGGAAUUUCUACAUGGCCUUUGCCUUUUUCCGCCUGGCCGUGGCGCUGCAGGGGCGGCACCAGCGUUGUGCGGCAGGCAGCCCAGCCCCAGGUGACAGCAGCCCUCAGGAUGCAGAGUUUGUGGCUGAGCUGGCUUGGGAGUUUGCCAUAAAGGAAGGAUUCCGUGUGUUUGAGAGCCUCCCCCCAACAAAGCUGCUCGCACGACAUUCCAGCACCUGGGCCGGGCGAGGGCCAUUUCCCAGCAGGAGUUACAGCACCUGGGCACGUCCUGUUCCCAAGGUUCCCCUGGUCAUUCCUCCCAUCAGCCUGUUGGGGAUGGCCCAGGAUCUUCACUGCAAGCUGAAAAUACAGUGGGGCUUUCUGAGUUCCCAGCCCAGAUGGACUCCACUCCCAGAUGGACUCUGCUGUGCCAGAACUGCAGAGCGUACCAGGACCAAAGCAGAGGCUCUGGUGGCUGUACAGGCCGUGGAUCAGGGCAGCCAGGUCUCUGGAGCAGAACAUCUCCACAGUGCAGAUCCCAGCCUGGUGCUUCCCUUGGACCUGAGCUCCACAUCUGGCUGAGGGUCCCGUGAGGGUCACAGUCCUUUGGAGCCUCGGAUGGAAAACUAAACCAUCCACUUUGGCACAGGAGAGGCCCUUGUGCUAAGGGCAGCCUGUGAGCUUCCCAAUUCCAGUGCUGUUUGUUGUUAUCUGUGCUCAGUGUCUUUAUUGCCCAGCUCAAUAUGGGACAAAAUCAUCCUUGGACCAUGAGGCUCCAGAGAGUCAGUCCCACAGCAGGGAGAGUUGGUCAGGAAUGACCUCAAGGACUCUGGAUUCAGGGGAGACUUUGGAGCUGAGACAGUGCCUGGCCCCUGGAACUGGAGGACUCCAUUGUCCCGUGACUGCAGUGGGUCUCUCUGGGUCUCUUCAGGGAUCAUGGAAGAUGCAGUCUGGAUCAAUGGGAGAUUUCAGUACUUCAGGGAGGUCAGAGCAAGGGGAGAACUGUGGGAACAAUCAUGGUAAUUCCAGGUUCUUUAUGUGUGGUAUUAGUUCAAUAUUAAAGUGAUGGGCACAGUUCUUUGGAUUCUCCAGCUCCUCCAGCAUGGGCACAGCCUCACAGCCCACUUUCACAAGGCCACAUCCACCUGCCAUGGGUGGGCACCACAUCCCUGCUCUCAGGGACACAAGGGGC